UCCUUGCGCGCCGCUGGACGUCGGCCGAGAAGACCGCUUCCCUCUGGGGACCCGACUCCGCGAAGAUCGCGCGCGCGUCGUGAGUGGCGGCGCGCGCGCGAUCUCCGUUCCCGGGCACGCCGGUCGCAGUGGCAUGGGCUCCCAGGCUCAAAAGCGCUCCCGCCAACAGCGAGCUGCUCCUCCUCCCGCCGCCGCUCACCGAGACUCGGUGCCGCCGUUCUCGCCGCCGCCGCCGCCGCCGCCGCCGCCGCCGCCGCCGCCGCCGCCGCCUCGCGCCUCGCCUCCGUCACCGCCGCCCUCCAUCUCGCAGCGGCGCGUCCCUCUCUGAUAUGGCGCGGGCGCCUCGCUCACCGGCGCCUCGCCGCCGCCCCCCCCCCUUCUCGCGCCGCUCCGCUCGUGGCCGCCGCCUCCCCUGUCAAUCCCGCCGCCUCCCCUGUCAUCCCGCCGCCCGCACCACCGCCGCCACCGCCUC
Molecule: messenger RNA, 472 nt
Organism: Emiliania huxleyi CCMP1516
Lineage: Eukaryota; Haptophyta; Isochrysidales; Noelaerhabdaceae
Exons: 2
Coding region: 134-328 (64 amino acids)
Source: RefSeq, a predicted model, not a curated record